Vicia villosa (hairy vetch) is the source of this 625-nucleotide messenger RNA. RefSeq names its product histone H3.2. Lineage: Eukaryota; Viridiplantae; Streptophyta; Magnoliopsida; Fabales; Fabaceae. Gene Ontology annotation, cellular component: nucleosome. Gene Ontology annotation, molecular function: protein heterodimerization activity; structural constituent of chromatin; DNA binding. The transcript has a single exon. The record is from RefSeq and is a predicted model, not a curated record. The coding region runs from base 69 to 479 and encodes 136 amino acids.
UCUUCACCUACAUCACAUCCAAAACAACAAACAAUCAAACAAACUUCUCUUUUUCUCUCCCAAUCGAAAUGGCUCGUACCAAACAAACCGCUCGCAAGUCCACCGGAGGCAAAGCCCCAAGGAAACAACUCGCAACCAAGGCCGCUCGGAAAUCUGCUCCGGCCACCGGAGGAGUGAAGAAGCCUCACAGAUUCCGUCCAGGAACUGUUGCCUUAAGAGAGAUCAGGAAGUAUCAGAAGAGCACUGAGCUUCUCAUCAGGAAACUUCCAUUCCAAAGACUUGUUCGUGAAAUUGCUCAGGACUUCAAAACAGAUCUCCGAUUCCAAAGCAGUGCUGUUUCUGCUCUUCAAGAAGCCGCUGAAGCAUAUCUUGUUGGUUUGUUCGAGGACACUAACCUUUGUGCGAUUCAUGCAAAGAGAGUUACUAUUAUGCCUAAGGAUAUUCAACUCGCUCGCAGAAUCAGAGGCGAGAGGGCUUAGAUCUUGUUUCUAUGUAAUUCUGUUUUGUAGAUUUUUCUUUGUUAGGGUUUGGUUCAUCUGUUAUGAAUCUUGGUGUAUCAAUGGAUUGAUCUACUAAUAUGUGUUUGUUCAGGAUGUGAAAUGUGAAUCUACUUGUGGUUUUGUUA